ACUUUUCUGCGCAGGCGUAUCACACGUACUACUUUCAAAAUGGACAGCAUGAGUUCGAUGUUCGACGAUGUACGGCGAAUGAACAAGCGUCAGCUGUUUUACCAAGUUCUGAACUUCGCCAUUAUCGUCUCUUCCGCGCUUAUGAUCUGGAAAGGUCUGAUGGUUGUCACCGGGAGCGAAAGUCCAAUAGUAGUCGUUUUAAGUGGAAGUAUGGAGCCUGCGUUUCAACGUGGAGAUCUACUCUUCCUUACAAAUUACAAAGAAGACCCAAUAAGAGUUGGUGAAAUAGUAGUAUUCAAAGUAGAAGGAAGAGAAAUUCCUAUUGUACAUAGAGUUUUAAAAGUUCAUGAAAAAGAGGAUGGAUAUAUUAAGUUCUUGACCAAAGGCGACAAUAACUCUGUAGACGAUAGAGGAUUAUAUGCACCUGGACAAAUGUGGCUUGAAAAGAAAGACGUUGUAGGAAGAGCUAGAGGUUUUGUACCUUAUGUUGGCAUGGUUACAAUUUUAAUGAAUGAUUAUCCAAAGUUUAAGUAUGCAAUAUUAGCAGCCCUUGGUUUGUUUGUUCUUAUACAUCGAGAAUAACGUCCACCUUACUGCCACUAAGUGACAGUCAUAAAGUUCCAAGUCAUUAGAUUUUUCUGUUGAAAGCUUUUACCAAUGAAAAAACUCUUCUCUUUGCCUUGAAAAUCUCUAAAAACUAAAUGGACAAUAUGCACUUAAUUACAAGUACGUUGUCCUGAGAUUUAGGGAUUUAGGAAGUCAGGUAUACAUUUAAAAUUAAGACAAAGGAUGAUCAAUAAAGCUGAAUGCUUUCUUUGUAUUUUAUUUCCUAAAUAGCAAAAUUUCUUUUUCUUGGACAACGUUGUGUAAUUAGGUGUACUUAAGAUAUGAAUGAUAAAUAUUUUUAGUGGCUCAUCAAGCAAUAAUGUUCAAUAAUUUAUACUAAUUAAAUAUUUUCAAUUGACCUAUGAGUUCGACCUGACAUUAGAGCAAAAGUUAAGCAAAUAGCAUGAGCCGUUUCCGAGAUAGCAGUUUGCAUUGCAUUGUGGUCUAGAUUCGGCACAAACAUCUUUAGUUCAUGCUGCCAAAUAUUCUGUUGUUUGUAAUGAAGCUAGAUCACAAUGCACCGUGAUUUUGUAUAUUUUCAGAAAAGGCUUAUGAAAUCAACCAUUAACAUUUAUUUAUAUUCAUGCAGUAAAGUGACCUGUUAGAUGGUUUUUAUGUCUUAUAGAGUGAUUUCACAUCUGUUUGAGACUGAUACAUGUAUGUGCAAUAUAGGUAGAGAUUUGCAUGAUUUCAAAAAGCCUACAUUGUUAUUUGAAGUACUUGUACAGAUCUCAACUCAUAUAGUAAAUAUAAAAACAAAUUUCUGGCUAAAAUAUCUAAACUAUCUAAAAUACUGGCUCAAUCCAUUAUUGAAGUGAUAGAAAGUUUAUAACUCUUACAACAUAAUAUAAUGUUAUUAUAGUAUAAUGUACAGUGCACAACCUAUCCUUUGGAAAUCAUAGAAUGCAUGUCAUAGUAUGUAUUUGUUGAAAUAUGACCAUUCAAAAUUAUUUAUCACCGGUUAUUAGUAAUACACCUCAAUCCUGUUCAAAGCAAGCAACCACUGUUUUAGUAGAGAACAGACUAACUUGUAUAGAACCCUUACCAAAGACGAGAAAGCAUGAAUAAAUAGCUCUAGAAAUUGGAAUUUUUUUUUCGAUUUGAAGUUUAGAGUUUAAUCCUUCUGGGACAACAGACUUGGCCUCAAAUCAGAGAAAACGUAAAUUUGUAGGGCUAAUAUUGUAGUGACAUUUUUUCAUGCUUUUGUUUUUGGAAAGACAUUUGUACUAGAGAGACUGUUGUCAACUAAAACAGUGGUUGCUAGCUUUGAACAGGGAAAAAGGCAUAUUGUUUCACAGAUAUAAUCGGCAUACAUCCUGAACAAAGACUGAAUAUGAAGCAUUGUAAUUUCUUAUUCACAUCUAGAGUUGUGCAAGAGAGCUUAAUAAGAACAUACAUUUAAUGUACCAAUAGUAAUAACUGUAGAUGUAUUAAAAUAUUUAGUCUUA
Exaiptasia diaphana is the source of this 2054-nucleotide messenger RNA. Its product is annotated as signal peptidase complex catalytic subunit SEC11A. The transcript is spliced from 6 exons. The coding region runs from base 40 to 582 and encodes 180 amino acids. The record is from RefSeq and is a predicted model, not a curated record. Gene Ontology annotation, cellular component: signal peptidase complex; membrane. NCBI's taxonomy places the organism in Eukaryota, Metazoa, Cnidaria, Anthozoa, Actiniaria, Aiptasiidae. Gene Ontology annotation, molecular function: serine-type endopeptidase activity.